Molecule: messenger RNA, 2516 nt
Organism: Eruca vesicaria subsp. sativa (arugula)
Lineage: Eukaryota; Viridiplantae; Streptophyta; Magnoliopsida; Brassicales; Brassicaceae
Source: the annotation of a GenBank genome assembly
UUUAUCUGUGUUUUCUAUCUUUGUGAGCUUUGUCGGUUGUUAAGGUUUCGUUGGUAAUGACGGGAGAGUUGCAGGAGACGGUUGAUAAAACGGCGCCGUGUUCGGCCUUAACUGAGAAACGGCCAAAUAGACUAGGCGGUUGCGUGGGUGUUUUCUUCCAGCUCUUCGACUGGAACAAACGUUUCGCUAAAAAGAAGCUCUUUUCUCGCAAAUCACUUCUUCCUGGGAAACAAGCUUCAAAGAGGUUUGGUAGGGAUGAGAAAAUGCUCAAAUCUAAGCUUAACCUGAUUGAUGAUGAGAACAGAGGAAGUUUCCCAAAUAGAGGUGAAGUUGUGGAGUUUAAAAAGCAUGAGAUGAGAUCUCCUAGUUUGGUAGCACGUUUGAUGGGACUUGAUUCAUUACCAUCUAACCACAGAGACAAAGGGAAGAAAAAGAAACCUUCCUAUCCCCAGGUUCUGCAGGACAAUGAUAAGUGUGGGUUUGAUGAGGAGGAGGAAGAAGAUGUUGGUUUGGAUAAGUCUAGGCCACAGAAGAUGCAGAGAACAACAACAAGUGUGUGUGAUAGGCGUGUUAUGGUGAAGAAGUUUGGGUCAGAGCCAUUGCAGAUUAAGAACGUUUUGACCCGAGUUAGGAAGCAACAAAAGUACAAUAACCAUCAUCAGAAACUGGCGUCUCCUGUUAGAAGCCCCAGGCUUCAUAAUAGACGUAACUCUAGGUUGAUUGAUGCUGCUACUAGGAUUCUCGAACCGGGAAAGAGAAAUGCGAAAUACGCUAUUCCUUAUCCAGGCUCCACAGGCGUUAGAAGGCGCCAUAGUGUUGGGAAAGAGGCUGUAGAAGUUGUUGUUUCACCUGAGUUUCAACAUAAUGUUGCUUCUUGUAAAGCAUGUGGUAGCUUUGUUGACGUUCAUGGUUCUAGUCCGGUAGCUGAAGAGAUUGGAAUGAACAUGGCGUGUGUUUCUGAAUCAACACCUUUUGAAAGGAGUAAAAGAAAUGUUUUUUGGAGAAAUCAAGAACCAUCUAUGUUUGUUCCUGGUAGAGGCAGAGACUUUACUGAUCAAAUUCAGAAGAAGGCUCUACAUCCUGAUCAGUAUGAGUUCAGUGGGAAGCAUGAAAUGAUGUUGCAGAAGGCAAGGUUUCCUCCAGUAGCUCAAUCUUACACCUUACAGGGCAAAAGAGGUUGUUCUUCCUCACCUGUUAAUGCAAUGAACUGUAAAGAGAAAGACUUUAUAGCCAUGAAUAGAGGUUCAACUAGCAGGUAUCAUCAUCACCCCAAGGCACCGGCUAACUCUGAUUUGCAUCUGCUGAGAAACUCUCACACUAGAGUUGAGGAAGCUUUUCAUAGAUCAGGGUUAAGCACUCCUGCACGGAAGAGAAGGUUAGAUUGUGUGAGUGGUCAAGGACAAGGGAGUAGCUCUCUGCGUCCAGUGUCAAGACGAUCAGGAUGUGAAAGCUCUUGUGCUUGUACUAAUAAAAACACAUUUUCUCCAUUGAAACAUGGUUCCCCUCAUAAAAACUAUAGCCAACACUGUAGAGAAACCAAAGAUAGAAAAGGUGUUCCAUGUGAUAUGGGUGAAAGAGACUUAAGAACAACACUUGAUGCUGGUACUGUUGGUUUGAUUCAGCAAAAAAUGAAAGAGUUUGCUUCUCAAGAAGAAGAUGAAGCCAUAAGAGGAGGUGCAUUACCCAAUAAACCAGCAUCUUUGAUUCUCCAUGAGUUGCUAUCUUCAAUAGCACACGAGCAGCCUUAUAAUGCAGGAACAGCUUCUCGGAGGAAAGGCAAAAUAGAGAUGUGGAGUUCCAUAGGAAAUGCAAACAGCGAUUACACUAGCCCUGGCUCCGUACUAGAUGCAUCUUUCUCUAACGAGAGUUGCUUUUCAAAUAGCUUCGACAAUAUCUCAGUUCCAGGACAGAUGAGGGUGCCUCUAGAGCCUAUAGAACCAGACUGGGACGUUCUUGAAAACUCGGCAUCUUUGUUCAAGAACUCAACAAGCAGUGGUAACUAUCAAGCCAUCUCCAAUCUUAUCAGCCAUGUCUCUAACGUCCUGCGAUAUUUAAGCAACACAGGUCUCAUAUCAACACAUCAGAGAUUCACCAACGCAAGAGAAGUCAUACUCCACACCGAACUGUCCCUUGGUACUACUUCUACUAACUACCUCAUCGGACCAGAACUCUUCGACGAACUCAUGAUUUACGCAGCUCGUUCUGAACACCUUGUCAACCUCACUGGAGUAACCGGAGGGUUCCUUGUAGAUGCCAUGAUCGAACACUUGGAAGAAAGAAACAUUUCCUGCAUAUCAAAACCUUCAUCAAGUGCUGAAACUUCCGUGCUGAUUCGUGGUGUUCUUGAAGAAGUUCCAAAGUGGGCAGCAUUGGCUCUGAUUGAUAUGGACGAACUUAUCGAUAUUGAGAUGGAGAAAUGGAUGGAGAUUGAUACCCAUUCGUUAGGAGUUGGAUCAGAGAUUGCUUAUGAGAUCCUUUGGUGUUUGGUCGAAGAGUUAGCAAUAGAUCUCUUUUAA